AUGUUUUCUGAUAUUGAUCCUAUAAUUAAUUCUACUAUUCAAAAAAUACAACAUGAAUAUUUAAAUGUUGAUGAUUAUGAAAAUCCAAAGUUAAAUGCAUAUCUAAAUGAUUUUAUUAAAAAAAUUAUAGAAUUUGCAGCAGCUGUAAUUUGUGAAAUUAAUGACAGAUUUUCACAUAGAUCACAUGAAAAUAAUGAAUCCAAUAGAAUAUCAAAGAAUAAAGAAAGUUUAAUUGACUAUAGUGAGGAAAAAUUAAAAAAGUUAAUUAAUAUUUAUGGAAUAGCUAAAGAGUCUAAUUAUCCAAUGCCAAUUAUUGAUGCUAAUGCUAUUUGUAAUGAAUGGAAUAAUUUUAAAGCUAUAGUCCUAGCAAAUUAUGUCAAACUUUCUACUAAUGAUUUCCUUCCACUAUUAUUUUAA
Funneliformis geosporum is the source of this 417-nucleotide messenger RNA. The record is from the annotation of a GenBank genome assembly. NCBI's taxonomy places the organism in Eukaryota, Fungi, Glomeromycota, Glomeromycetes, Glomerales, Glomeraceae.